This is a messenger RNA of Porites evermanni, 3101 nucleotides long. The record is from the annotation of a GenBank genome assembly. Lineage: Eukaryota; Metazoa; Cnidaria; Anthozoa; Scleractinia; Poritidae.
CAUUAGGAAACACUACUUUGCAUGUGAGCAGAGGACGUGGAACGCGGUAAUAAAAGGAACUGAUCUCAUUGUUGUGGGUGGGAACUAAGCUUUCAAGAUGCCUCAUUCGAAAGCGCACAAACAGAAAGUCCGGGUAAGCAUGAGUGAAGAGACAUCCUCUGACCACGAGGACGGGGAGAAAGAACACUUCAUCGCGUGCUGUCUGCCGAAAGGCUGCCCUUUAAAAAGUUCGGUCGAUUUGCCGACCUCUGUUCGGGUUAUUUGCAACAACGACGCCUGCCAGCAAAGUGGCUACAUGCACUGUGAAUGUUUUGACGAUUUCGAAGAAGAAAUCCUCGCCUAUCUCAGAGGCACUGGACGAGCACGCAGCUGGUCGGAAAAGCAGAGGCGACAGAACAUAUGGACAAAGAAAGGCUAUGACUUGGCCUACAAGUGCUGUGCUUGUCAAUGCGGAAAAGGUCAUUUGAGAAAAGAUCUUGAGUAUCAACCACCUAACCUCGACGAAGUAGUGGGCCACUUGCAAAACCAAGUGAAGGGAAAGCGAAAGAAAAAGAAAGCCAGCGAAAAACCAACCGUCAACGUCGUUUCUUCGAUGGGUAGGCCUCGCAGAAGUUCUCAGUCAUCAAAUUGUAGCCAGCUAUCGGAAUCACCGCCCGAGCGAUCGCCGAUUUCGCCGCUCCCAAAAACACCUACAAAGAAAACUCGAGCAAAUUCGAGUGAAAACAACUGCCACUUCUUUGGAGAGACUUUCGCAGGCAAUCACUCAAACGUGAACGUUUCCACGCACGUCACGAACGUGUUGAGCAUUUUCCUCAAAAGAGCAGACUUUAGCUCGUUUCAAGGCGUUUUACCAAAGCACAAGUUGAACCCUUAUCAUAUUAAAAUGGAAGACGAAAUGAAUGACGACGCACGACAUUUUGUGCUCUCCAACCUCUCCUUGCGCGAGACGCGAACGGCGAGUUGUGUUCUUUGUAGCCGAGAACUACCGGUUUUCGACAAAUAUCCGCUUAUCGAUGGAACGUUCUUCCUAACACCGAGACAACUAAAUUCGACCUGCGUGGACGUCUCGCAAAACGGCAAAGCGCAAUACCUGACUGCAGUUUGCAUGCAAUGCUUAGAAGGCAUUCCCAAUCGCGUUAAAUGUAAACUUUGCAACAAAGAUUGGGAUGGUUCUUCUCACCAGCUCGGGACCAUGUACUGUUACGACAUCUUUGCUGCCUCUCCCUGUUGUCAGCCAAGGGUAGCUUGUCACUCUUGUGGUAAACCUGUCGUCGAUCUAACGGAGGGCAUGAAGUUUUUCUGGGAGUAUUCACAAUCAAUGAAAUGUCCACAUUGUGGAGUGUCUGGGUUCCACUGUAUAAAGUCUAUUUCGUACUAUGAAGCACCUGAUGUGAGCUUAAUACGCUAGGAAAUGUCACUGAAACUUUCAGGAGAGAGUUACCAUUUGUAAAAUUGCAUCCUGGGUGGCCCCUUAAAUUGCUGCACUUUACAUGAGCUUUGGGAAAAUUUAACGGGUGUGGCUAGUAAUUCAUUACCUGUUCAUGGCACAAGAGUGUUCCAGUGAUACAUUGGGUCAGAAAUGAAAACAAAAAUUAUGAAAAUUUUCAACUUUAAGACUGCAAGUGACUUUGCUUCCGCUUCUGGUGCAGAUGGAUGUUGCACAAUGCACAUGGCUGCUAUAAUUAGCAUUUUGAUAACAGCAGUUAUAAUUGUGGAUAAACAGAAAGGUGCAAGCCGGCUUUAUUUUACGCCCACUCUGUGCAUGUGAAGUUUCCCAAUGAGGUAUUAUUUGUCAACUGUUAACUUAUUGUUACCCAUGACUUAAAAUAACAUUCAUUUGCCGUAUCAGCUGAUCAUAUGAUUGUCAUGCACCUUCAAUUACUACAGAGAUUUAACCUUUAUUAAGUCUCAAUAGCCCAUCAAGUUUCUCCUAACAAUAUCCAUUCUAUGCCAUAGGAUUAAGUUAUGAGAAGAUUAUUAAUAAAAUUAAAUACUUUGAUCUUUUAUCAAAUUCUUUCAACUCAUUCUUUAAGGAAGUGUAUGGAGAUCAGUUUGGAGAAUUUGUAUGUGGAUAUUGAGGCUUAAAAAGUUAAAGGAGCCCCCUUUAAAAAACCAUUUAGACAUGAAUAACCAAGCCUGUGUUCCAACAAAAAUGUAACAGAGUCCAGUACUCUGUAGCCUGCGAAGCGCAGACGCAUUUCUGGUCCUGUAAAAAUAUCCAGGGUGCUUAGCAUUAUGAUUUCAAGAUACUGUGUGGCACAAAAUUUUUGCAGGUUCCAAUUUUUGCAGUUUUUCCAGCGUUCUGCAAAAAUAAGUUCCAGCAAACAAAAAUUACUGCAAACAUUUUUUCUGCAAAAAUAGACUGCAGAGUAAAUAUUCUCUAACUUAAAUUCGCUACACAUAAAUACACUGUACUAAGAAAUCGUGUCUGUUCAAUCACAACUUGUCUCUUUCAUUCAGAAACAACAAAUUACUGGUUUAUUGUUUGAAAAUAUGUAUUUCUAUUGCGCGUACUGAAUAAAAACAGAAAUAUUAUCGAUGCUGCUGGUACUGGGUACUUUCUGAAAAUCGCAAAAAUUAAUUCCCAGCAAGAUAAACCAAUCUGUCCUAAUCGAAAAAAUUAGUUCCCACACAACACAAAAAAUCACCAAUCUGCAAAAAUAAACUCCCGCAAAAAUUUCGUGCCGCACACCGGUAAGUGAUGAUCUUGUGUGAAGUUGAUGGCAAGUGCAUGAAAUGAGAUGCUAGGUGAUUCCCAGGCUCAUGGCAAAUUUCUGGUUUAUGAGGGAAUUCACAAGGGAGGCCUAUAGUAGUCUACAGUAAACUGUAAAGGUGGGAACACACUAGGCGAUAUGUCACUACAAUUCAUCAUGGCAACAUAUCAGUCUUGUGUACAGGUGAGGCAACAAGUUGGGUGACACCUUGCAGUGACAAAUCGCUUUGUGUGUACUGGGGAAUUUUUGUUAAAAUCUUGUCUCCACAACACAAUUUUUAGCACAGCAAGUCACACAAAUUCUGUCAGUCUGAUUUAAUUUUGGGUGACUUGUUGCAGUGACAAAAUUCUAUUGCAGAGACAGAUUUGCACAAAAAUUCUCCAGUAC